AUGCCUAGCAGGAGGCUCUCCAAAACGCAAAAACAGAAAAAAUAUAAAAUAAGACGAGCGAACAACAGAAAAGCUCGCAAUAUCAGGCGUAUUAAACGCCUGUCAGAGAACACUAAUAACAAUGUUCUCAAUCUCUCAGAUUAUACUCUGUCUGAAGCUGAAACAUCUUUACUUAGCAAAGGUCUCAAAUUUAUUCCCACACCAGGGACGCAAAAUAUAAGACAGAAUUUGAUCUGUAGCUUCAAUGAACUAGCCAGGAAAAUGAGAUGCAAGAUACUCUUUCAUACAAAUGAGGAUGAUAAACAAUUGCAUCCCUUAUAUAUCAAUACGAAUUAUAAUCCCGGCAACACAACGUGCACAGCUUUAGAAAAUUAUCUCUAUGCAACCAAAAUGGAGCUAUGUAAAAUCCACUUUCACAAAUUUAGAGAUAAUUUAACAAAAAAAGAGCGGAAUGCGCUGACCAGUCUCCGAAACGAGACAAACAUUGUAAUAAAAAAGGCAGACAAAUCUACUACUGUUGUAGUUCAGAACCGCACAAAUUAUGCAGCGGAGGGACUAAGACAAUUAAAUGACGGCAUUCAUUACGCCGCAAUUCACAAAGACAGAACACAUGAAAUACACGAUCUGAUCAACAAGAUUGUAUGUGAAAUGCAAAUCAAUUCUGAAAUCGACAGUAUUACCCACAGAUUUCUGUCGCAGUCCCUUACAUUCCGCCCUGGCAGGUUAUACUUACUACCUAAAAUACAUAAAAUCUCCAUUUCUGACAUUGAAAACUUCAAAGGGGCCGAGGCCCUGCAGCGUGGAAUGAGUAUACCGGGGAGGCCAAUUAUCUCUCAAUGCGCCUCCCCUACAAUGCCUAUAGGGCACUUCAUAGACUACUUCCUUGUGCCAUUAGUACAAAAACAACACACAUAUGUCAGAGAUACCAAACACUUUAUCAGCAAAGUUGAAUCCCUGCAUUUGAAACCCGAAACCCGGCUAGUUACCUAUGAUGUAACUUCCAUGUAUACUAACAUGACAGCCACGGAACUUCUCCAAUCUGCAGCAAAAGCACUCACAAAAUUGAAACAAACUGAUGUUACAAUACCGAUCCCAGAUAUCAGUUACCUAAUCAAAUUGUUACAAAUUCUGUUAGAGAACAAUGAAUUUGAAUUUAAUGGUCACCUGUAUAAACAAAUAUUAGGAGCCAGUAUGGGGGCGGUCCCGUCCCCCGAAAUAUGUGACCUGCGCCUUUUUGAUAUCCUUGAAAAUAUUAUCAAAAAAUACAAUCAUAAAAACAAAAUUCUGGCCCACUUUAGAUACAGAGAUGACGGGUUUAUGGCAAUGGACGCCACAGAAAGUGAAAUACUGCAGUUUUUUGAACUUGCAAAUCAGGAGCACAAAUACCUGAAAUUUACAUACAAUAUUCACUUAAACGAGACUGUGUUUCUGGACACAAAAGUCUACAAAGGACAGAGAUUUAAACAGUCCGGAGUCUUAGACUUUGAAACUUUCAUCAAACCUACAGAAACAUUUAUGUAUCUGCAUCGCAGCAGUGCACAUCCCAAUGCUACCUUCAGAGGAUUUAUUAAGGGGGAAAUUAUCCGUCAUAAGAGGAACACCUCUGACCCACACAAAACCAAACAAUUAAUUUCACAGUUCAAGGAACGACUUAUAUCAAGGGGGUACUCGGAAUCUGAAAUAGACAGUAUUGUUUCAGAAACGCAAACAAUCAAUAGACAGGAAUUGCUAAAAAAUAGCAAGACUAAAUCUAACAGACCGCCCUCUGUGCUUGUUACCAAGUACAAUCCUGCAGUCAGAAAACUGGGGAAAAUAUUACGCAAACAUUGGAAAUUAAUUCAAAAGGAUAAACAGUGUUCUGAGUUAUUUCCUAUGCCUCCUAUCAUUGGAUACAAGCGAAAUAGAAACUUAAAUGAGCUCUUAAACUCGAACAGAUAG
Saccostrea cuccullata (small rock oyster) is the source of this 1938-nucleotide messenger RNA. RefSeq lists its product as uncharacterized. Bases 1 to 1938 code for a protein of 645 amino acids. The record is from RefSeq and is a predicted model, not a curated record. The transcript has a single exon. NCBI's taxonomy places the organism in Eukaryota, Metazoa, Mollusca, Bivalvia, Ostreida, Ostreidae.